Pelobates cultripes (western spadefoot toad) is the source of this 578-nucleotide messenger RNA. The record is from the annotation of a GenBank genome assembly. Lineage: Eukaryota; Metazoa; Chordata; Amphibia; Anura; Pelobatidae.
UCUGAGUGCCCAAGAACCGGGGCAGCAGAUUGUGGCCUUCCAGAGAUGGCGAGGGGGAAAGGCCGGCGCUUUCCCUCUGCAGACACAAGCCACACUCGAACAUCACUCACUCCCCCAUGUGGACCGAUGAGGGAUAUCCUGGUCCCCGAUGAUCUGAGCUGACAGACUCAUACCUCUCGGCGAACCUUGCUGUACUCCUAAGCUGAACGGAGAUGGAGGUAUCCAAGAUGGCAGAUGCACCAGACCCAGCUACAUACAGCCUGCAGCUACCUCAACUCGACACAAAACUGAUCCUAGCUUCAGCCACACGCACAUGUUGCCCACCUGGGCUGAGAGUAAAGUGGGUCUCAACCCGAAGGUACCGGCCACACUCACAGAGGGCCACAGGGUGCAAAAGAAAGUAUUUGCACCAUACUAUCCCACAUGGGAAGACCCUGGACCACAAUUCUGGGGCUAGAGGGGCACCCCGACUUCACAUCGCUGCACUGUUCCCCAAAGUGGACUUGGCUCAACUAUACGACAUGGCCCUCGUAGGGGAGUCGGAAGACUGUCUGACCUGCCAGCACACUGGCCCGUGA